Messenger RNA from Amphiprion ocellaris (clown anemonefish), 1304 nucleotides. Its product is annotated as tripartite motif-containing protein 16-like. Lineage: Eukaryota; Metazoa; Chordata; Actinopteri; Pomacentridae. The record is from RefSeq and is a predicted model, not a curated record. The transcript is spliced from 2 exons. Bases 1 to 1020 code for a protein of 339 amino acids. Gene Ontology annotation, molecular function: protein binding.
AUGACUAUUACACCUGCUGACAUCAAUGUCUCUGCUCAUAAAACAGUGGAGGACAGUGAGAAGAUGUUCAACCAGAUGAUCCAUCUCAUCCAGAAAAGAUGCCAAGCUGUGGAGCAGCAGAUCAGAUCCCAGCAGGAGACUGAAGUGAGUCGAGUCAAAGAGCUUCAGGAGAAGCUGGAGCAGGAGAUCAGAGAUCUGGAGAGGAAAGACGCUGAGCUGAAGCAGCUCUCAGAUACACCAGAUCACAGCCAGUUUCUCCACAACUACCCCUCAGUGUCAGCACUCAGUGAGUCCACACACUCAUCCAGCAUCAACAUCCGUCCUCGGAGACACUUUGAGGACGUGACAGCAGCUGUGAAGGAGCUCAGAGAUCAACUACAGGACAUUCUGAGGGACACACGGACAAACAUCUCACUGGCAAUCACUGAAGUGGAUGUUUCACUGUCAGGACCAGAACCAGAACCAAAGAGCAGAGAUGAGUUCUUAAAAUAUUCAAGAGAAAUCACUCUGGAUCCAAACACAGCACACAGAGAUCUGUUGAUAUUUGAAGGGAACAGACUAGUUAAAUUAAAGCAACAACCGCAAUAUUAUCCUGAUCAUCCAGACAGAUUCACUGAUUGUGCUUUUCAGGUCUUGAGUAAAGAGAGUCUGACUGGACGUUGUUACUGGGAGGUGGAGAGGAGAGAUGGAAGAGUUUAUGUAGCAGUCGCAUACAAGAGUAUCUGCAGAAAAGGAGGCUUCAAGGAAUGUGGAUUUGGACUAAAUGACAAAUCUUGGUCUUUAUGUUGUGGUCGCAGUUAUCAAUUCUCCCACAACAACAUCGAAACUCCGGUCUCUGGUCCUCGGUCCUCCAGAAUCGGAGUCUAUCUGGAUCACAGAGCAGGUAUUCUGUCUUUCUACAGCGUCUCUGAAACCAUGACUCUCCUCCACAGAGUCCAGACCACAUUCACUGAACCCAUACAUGCUGGAGUUCGGCCUAUAGGCUAUCGAGCUUCUGCAGAGUUCCUUAAACUCAAAUAGAGUAACUCCAGUGUCUGAGGGUCGGUUCAUGUUCAGCCCUGAUUUAAGUUCAUGAUCUACAGUUUACUUCUGUAGUUGCAGCAUUAAUUAGUCACAUGAUGAUGGAACUGAUUGAUUCUUAAAAGUUUUAGUCACUUUUAAAUCUGCUUUCAGCUUCUGAAACAUUUCUUGAUUUUAUUUUUCAUAUCUGACAAGAAACUGAAUUUUGUGUCAUUUGGAUUGAAACUGUUGAAUUGUUGAGCUGUGGGGGAUUAAAAUAUUUGUUUGUUUUAGUAUUUUCAGAC